This is a messenger RNA of Saccostrea cuccullata (small rock oyster), 1310 nucleotides long. Its product is annotated as delta(14)-sterol reductase LBR-like. NCBI's taxonomy places the organism in Eukaryota, Metazoa, Mollusca, Bivalvia, Ostreida, Ostreidae. The transcript is spliced from 7 exons. Gene Ontology annotation, molecular function: Delta14-sterol reductase activity. Gene Ontology annotation, biological process: cholesterol biosynthetic process. The record is from RefSeq and is a predicted model, not a curated record. Bases 17 to 1234 code for a protein of 405 amino acids. Gene Ontology annotation, cellular component: nuclear inner membrane; endoplasmic reticulum membrane.
UGAAAAGAAAUUUGAAAUGGGUGGACCUUGGGGCGGAGCUGCGCUGUCCACCUUCCUAAUCUGUUUGACGUACUAUCAGGCAGAAAAAUGUGUCACAGGUGAGUGGAGUCUUUUCCGGAUUCCAAAACUUAAUAUGGAUUUCCGACAAUGGCUCAACAUGACAACUUCAUUUUGGCUUUUGGUAUGGUUCAUGGUGCAGAUAUUUCUGUAUACUGCACCAGUUGGAAGAAAAGGCCAUGGACCACCACUAAAAGGAGGCAAUAAAUUGGAGUAUCGCUUGAAUGCUUUGUUUGUUUUGGACAUGAAUCUCCUUGGCCUCAUCGUUGCCUUCUUCAUUGGACUACCCAUAAACACCCUGAUCAAGAAUAUGCUGCAUAUGUUGACAUUUGGAAUCCUGGCAUGUCUUCUGCUGAGUUGUAUAUUAUACUUCCGGGCCGGGUAUGUGGAAGACUGGAAGCUGAAUCCAAAUGCGAAAACAGGUCACAUGUUUUACGAUUGGUUCAUGGGGAGAGAACUGAAUCCUCGUUUUGGACAAGUUGAUUUGAAGUACAUCAUGUUCCGCAGCGGCAUCAUUGGUUGGAUGCUGGUGAACUUUGCCAACUUGAUUCUGGCAUUUUCAGAGAGUAAAAUGUCUGUGCCAUCGAACCUGGUUCUAUUAACUUUAAUUCAGCUGUUUUAUGUACUGGAUUACUUCUGGUUCGAAGAAGGGAUUCUUGUCUCACGUGACAUAGUACAUGAAGGUCUUGGAUUCAAUAUAUCCAUGCAGUUUCUUAUGAUUCCAUUCACAUUUUGUACCCAGACAAGAUAUGUGGCUACAACUGGAUAUUCAUCGUCAUGGAUAAUGCUUCUUACAAUUUUUGUGAUUUAUGCAACUGGAUACUGGAUUUACAGAACCAGCAAUCUGGAGAAAAAUAAAUAUCGACAGAAUCCAGACGACCCUGCGUUAGCAUAUCUGAAGACAAUGCCAACACAAUCUGGGAAACGACUGCUUAUUUCUGGUUGGUGGGGAAUGUGUAGACAUCCAAAUUACCUGGGGGAUUUGUUAAUAUCUCUAAGUUACUCUUUAUGUACCGGUUUCAGACAUGUGGUGCCCUAUAUGUCUUUCUUCUUUCUACUACUGCUGCUGAUUGACAGGGAAAAACGAGAUAGUCAGGGAUGUAAGGAGAAAUAUGGAGCAGACUGGGAAAAGUACUGCCAGAUUGUUAGAUACAGAAUCAUUCCAUUUAUAUAUUAAAAUAAAGUCAAGUUAAUGAAAUUUUUAUAUACAUGUACAUUGUAAAACAUUAUUAAAAAAAUUCUGUAUUAAUGAU